GCCUGUGCUGAGGGAGAGCCUGCCUGCCUUCUUUUAUCUCGGCCAUGGCGCUGCGCGGAGUGAGGGUGCUGGAAAUGGCGGGUCUGGCGCCGGCGCCUCUCUGCGGCCUCAUCCUGGCCGACUUCGGGGCGGAGGUGGUGCGGGUGGACCGCUCUCCCCGCGCGGCCGUGUCGUCGGACGUGCAAGGCCGCGGCAAGCGCUCCCUGGCGCUCGACCUGAAGCAGCCCCGGGGCGCCGAGACGCUGAGGCGGCUCUGCCAGAAGGCGGAUGUGCUCAUCGAGCCCUUCAGACCAGGUGUCAUGGAAAAACUUGGUCUUGGCCCAGAUAUCCUCCUCCAGGACAAUCCCAAACUCAUCUAUGCUAGGCUGACGGGAUUUGGACAGUUGGGAAAAUAUGCCAAGUUGGCAGGUCAUGAUAUCAACUACUUGGCUGUGUCAGGUGUGUUGUCAAAACUUGGCAGAAAAGAUGAAAAUCCUUAUGCUCCUAUCAAUCUUUUGGCUGAUUUUGCUGGUGGCGGUGUUAUGUGUGCAAUGGGCAUCAUUAUGGCACUCUAUGAACGUACAAAAUCCGGCAAAGGGCAAGUCAUUGAUACAAGUAUGGUAGAAGGCACAGCGUACCUGAGCUCUUUUCUGUGGAAAUCACAGACCAUUGGCCUUUGGAACAGAUCUCGUGGGGAGAACCUCCUGGACAGUGGUGCCCCUUUUUAUGAAACCUAUAAGACUAAAGAUGGGAAAUUCAUGGCUGUUGGUGCUCUUGAACCACAGUUCUAUAAGCAGUUCAUCAGUGGUCUGGGGCUAGAUGAUUAUAAUCUUCCUGGUCAGAUGAGUUUCUCUGACUGGCCUGCAAUGAAGAACAUGUUUGCAGAUUUAUUUUCAAAAAAGACCCAAGCAGAAUGGUGUGAAAUCUUUGAUGAUGUGGAUGCUUGUGUGACACCAGUCUUGGCUUUUGAUACUGCUGCUUCACAUCCGCACAACAAAGAACGUGGUUCUUUUCUUAAAAAUGACCAGGAGGAGAUAAGCCCUCGACCGGCUCCACUUCUUUCUAGGACCCCAGCUACUCCUUCUUCCAAAAGGGAUCCGUUUAUAGGAGAGCACACUGAAGAUAUCCUCCUGGACUAUGGCUUUUCCAAGGAAGAAAUUUCACAGCUCCAUUCUCUUAAAGUAAUUGAAUUCAAUAAGCCAAAAUCCAACUUAUAGUAACUUCACAAAUCCAAGAGUCCUACUCCUACAUACUAGUAGGCUAUAUUUUUAUCCCAAUUUGUGCAGUAUUCUUAGCAGGGAGGUGUGUUGGAAAUUAUCCUUUUCAUUUUCUUUUCAAGAGGAUGCUUUGAACGAUAGUGAAAUUCCCAGUAUCAUGCAGCUAGCUAGGCUUUGAAGAAGCUCAUUUCCUCCCUGCCCCUUGAGAGCCAUACAUUUAAGCUGUGAAAAAUGAAGCACUAGCCAGACAAGUUGUACACUGACCAUGUGGAUCAUCAUACAGUGCUGGCACUGAGAAUCACACUAUUGCAAAUAAAGGAUCUGCUUAUCCCAGUGUCCUGCAAAGUGGGGGGUGGGGAAUGUUGGUCUGUUUAUUGAUCGCAUAAAGAAAUUGUUAAUGCCAAGUUGAGGCAGAUUUUCCAGCUGUGUAAAGAAUAAAUAGACUUCUU
Messenger RNA from Lacerta agilis (Sand lizard), 1645 nucleotides. It is a transcript of the gene AMACR, whose product is annotated as alpha-methylacyl-CoA racemase. The transcript is spliced from 5 exons. Gene Ontology annotation, biological process: bile acid metabolic process. Bases 45 to 1196 code for a protein of 383 amino acids. The record is from RefSeq and is a predicted model, not a curated record. Lineage: Eukaryota; Metazoa; Chordata; Lepidosauria; Squamata; Lacertidae. Gene Ontology annotation, molecular function: alpha-methylacyl-CoA racemase activity. Gene Ontology annotation, cellular component: mitochondrion.